Molecule: messenger RNA, 1727 nt
Organism: Jaminaea rosea
Lineage: Eukaryota; Fungi; Basidiomycota; Exobasidiomycetes; Microstromatales
Product: putative zinc metallo-protease
Exons: 4
Coding region: 17-1591 (524 amino acids)
Biological process (GO): CAAX-box protein processing
Cellular component (GO): endoplasmic reticulum membrane
Molecular function (GO): metalloendopeptidase activity
Source: RefSeq, a predicted model, not a curated record
AUCACAUUCAACGUUCAUGUCCGGCCAUAUCGUGCAAGCUGCCAAGCAUCAGCUGCAUAGCGCCUUUGCUGCGCUGGACGACCCUGCUGUCCCAUGGAAGACGCUCGUCCUCUACCUCAUUGUGGGCGUCUGGGCCUUUGAGACGUACCUCUCUCUGCGUCAAUACAAGGUCUACUCCUUCCCAUCACCUCCCGCUUCUCUUCUGCAGCAUGUCGAUCUCGAGACCUAUAAGAAAUCGCAGCGAUACGGCAGGGACAAGGCGCGCUUCGGCUUCGUGGUAGCAGCGUGGGGGCUCCUCAAUUCUCUCGCCAUAGUCUACUUCGACCUCAUGCCAUUCUUUUGGCAGCUAUCGGCUGACGUGCUGCAGAAGCUCGACUGGCGUACGACGGAGAUCACACAAUCGAUCAUCUUUACCCUCCUGUCCUCUCUCUCUCGCACUAUCCUCGACCUACCUCUCUCUUACUACUCUCACUUCUACCUCGAAGAGGCACAUGGCUUCAACAAGAUGACGCGCACCACCUUCUUCACCGACUUCCUCAAAUCCACCGCUCUGGGCGGGAUAGUUCUGAGCCCAGUCAUCGCCGCCUUGAUCAGUAUCAUCCGCUGGGCGGGGACGGAUGGCUUCGUCCUUUGGGUGCUGGUAUUCAUGCUCGCCUUCCAGGUGGUCUUGCAGGUACUCUAUCCAUUGGUGAUCCAGCCGCUAUUCAACACCUUGACGCCUCUGCCCCCCGGACUGCUAAAAGCACGAGUCGAAAUAUUGGCCGCUUCUCUGCGCUUUCCUCUGGCCAAGUUGCAUCAGAUCGACGGCUCAAGGCGCUCUGCCCAUUCAAACGCGUACUUCUUUGGUGUCCUGCCCUGGGGUAACAAGCACAUCGUCGUCUACGACUCGCUCAUCGCCAAGUCGACUUGCAGUGAGAUUGAGGCCGUCUUGGCGCACGAGUUGGGCCACUGGGCGCAUAGCGACCCUACGAAGCUGCUGGUACUCGCACAGGCGCAGAUUGGCUUCACCUUUGCGGUCUUUGCUGGCUUCAUCGACAACAGGUCACUCUUUGAGGCCUUCGGAUUUGGGCAGGCGAGUACGCUCGCCGAGAAGGCGGGGCUGGCGAGCCCGGUGCUGCCUGUCAUCAUUGGGCUAGAGCUUUUCCAGCUGGUAUUGGCGCCGCUGGAUGCGGUACUCAAGUUCUUGAUGAAUAGCGCCGUGCGCUCCAUGGAGUAUGCUGCGGACUCAUUUGCCGCCGGGCUGGAUAGGCCAGCGUUUACGGACGAGCAGGUGAAAGAGAUGCACAAGGAGCCGGAGCCGGUAGCCGAGAAGGAGGAGAGCCAGAGCCAGGAGAAGGGGCCAGAGAAGAAAGACGAGGACCAAGCAACAAGGAAAGAGUUGCGUGAAGCCGAGCUGGCGCAGAGCACGCAAACGUCUUACGCAGAGCUGUUGCAGGUAGCGCUGAUCAAGCUACACAAGCAGAAUCUCUCGUCGAUGCACUACGACUGGCUCUACUCGGCGUAUCACCACUCUCACCCGACCUUGCCCGAAAGAUUGGCAGCGCUUGAAAAACAUGCGGGCGCUGUUGACCGCGCCAAGAAGGCAAAUUGAGGACGUCAGGCGCAGCAUAGCAUCUCUCGAAUGCGUGGACCAAUGUCACGGAGAUGCUGUUGUCUGACAUUGCCAAGCUUUCGGCCAGUGAUGACUGGCUUUAAUGCUAGAUACAGUCGCGUACUUGCCUUAUCUA